CCCAUCCACCUCCAACCACCCAUCCAUCGCUUCUACAGUUCACGUCUGCUAAAUGCUAAUCCUCCCCCUCCCAUAAAUAGCCUCGUCACCUUCAGGUUCUCCGAUUUUAAUUUGAGAGUAGGGAUCGGGAUAGUGCGGGAGGAGCAGUGAGGAAUCGAUGGAAGGCGGCCGCGAGAUGAAGCACCUGGUGAAGGUGGAGGAGGGGCGGGAGGCGGUCGAUGGCCGUCCCUCCGUCGGACCCGCCUACCGCAGUGCCUUCGCCAAGGAGGGCUUCCCCCCGCCCGUCCCCGGCAUCCACUGCUGCUGGGACAUCUUCCGCUUGUCUGCUGAGAAAUUUCCCGGGAACAACAUGCUUGGCCGUCGCGAGGUCGUGAAUGGGAAGGCGGGUAAGUAUGUCUGGAUGACUUAUAAAGAGGUGUAUGACACUGUCAUCAAACUCGGGGCUUCCAUCAGGAGCUGUGGGAUCGAGCAGGGUGGUCGUUGUGGUAUAUACGGUGCUAAUUCUUCUGAGUGGGUUAUUAGUAUGGAGGCUUGCAAUGCUCAUGGAAUUUACUGUGUUCCUUUGUACGACACACUUGGUGCUGGUGCAGUAGAAUUUAUUUUAUGCCAUGCAGAGGUUCAGAUUGCUUUUGUAGAAGAAAAGAAGAUAGCAGAGGUGCUGAAAACUCUUCAUAAUUCCUCCAAAUUUUUGAAAACAAUUGUUAGCUUUGGUAAGGUCACCCCUAAAGAAAAAGAAGAAGUUGAAAACUCUGGCUUGGCAAUAUUUGAAUGGGAUGAGUUCUUGUGCUUGGGAUGCGAUACACAAUUUGAUCUUCCUGUAAAGAAGAUGGAUGAUAUAUGCACAAUUAUGUAUACCAGUGGCACAUACUGUUCACAGAAAGGCUCCUCAAUCCAUCUCGAGCUUUUUCAUUACACCUCUCUCUCCAAUCUUCAAUCAAAUUUGCAUUCUCCAGCUUUAAAAUGGAUGCACAAACAAUCAAGGACUUUUGACUAUUUCAGGGAGUUUGUAACUGAAAAACUACACAGUGAACCCUUCUUGGUGGAGAGUACAACACUGCCCAUUGAAUUGUUUGCCUUUGUGUGUGUGUGUGUGUGUGUUUUAGUUUUUAGUUAUCCCAUUUUUUAUGGUAUUGUUUUUUCUUUAUUGGUUAUGCAUUUACAUCUGGAGUGUUGCAGCAAACUUUACAACAUGAUGCAAGGAAGGAGGCAUGACAAGGCAGCUACAAUUUGCGAUAGAUUGGUAUUUGACAAGGUAAAACAAGGGCUUGGGGGAAAUGUAAGACUCAUCCUAUCUGGAGCUGCUCCUCUAGCGACCCACAUAGAACAAUUUCUAAGAGUAGUGACAUGUGCACACGUUGUGCAAGGAUAUGGUCUUACAGAAACAUGUGCUGGGACAUUUGUGUCAUUACCUAAUGAUUUUUCGAUGGUUGGAACUGUGGGGCCACCUGUACCAAAUGUCGAUGUGCGGUUGGAGUCAGUUCCUGAGAUGAACUAUGAUGCUCUUUCAAAGGUUCCUCGUGGAGAAAUAUGCAUCAAAGGAGAUACAUUGUUUGCAGGAUACUACAAAAGAGAAGAUCUCACAGAAGAGGUUAUGAUUGAUGGAUGGUUUCACACAGGUGACAUUGGCGAAUGGCAGCCUGAUGGAAGUAUGAAGAUCAUAGACAGAAAAAAAAAUAUUUUUAAACUUUCACAGGGAGAAUAUGUUGCUGUUGAAAAUUUGGAGAACAUAUAUGGCCUUGUAUCGGAUAUUGAUUCGAUAUGGAUCUACGGAAAUAGUUUUGAGUCGGUCCUCGUUGCUAUAGUCAACCCCAAUAUGCAAGCUCUUGAACAAUGGGCUCUAGCGAAUGGUAUUAGUGGGGAUUUUACCAUGCUCUGUCAAAAUCAGAAGGCAAAAGAAUACAUUUUGGGUGAGUUAAUGAAGAUUGGUAAAGGAAAGAAUUUGAAAGGCUUUGAGUUUAUUAAAGCUGUUCACCUUGAUCCAAUACCGUUCGAUAUGGAACGCGACCUACUUACCCCAACAUACAAAAAGAAGAGGCCACAACUACUAAAGUAUUAUAAGAGUGUCAUUGAUGACCUAUACAAAAGCUUGAAGUGAACAUAUAUAGUGACUAAUAUGCUUAACAGUUCAUGGCAUUAGCGCAACAAAUCAUAGGCUUAUCGGAAAGAGAUUAUAUCGUUCAACUGGAACUUAACAGCUUUGUUGCUUCUGUUUCACCGGUUGAUUUUGGUAACAUGUUCUUGGAGUUAUCAGAAUUGUGUCGAUUUCCCAAAGAAAUUGAAAACAUUCGCAAAGAAGCAGCUGCGCUUAGAUUGAUGUAUUCUAGAUGUGUAUCCAUCUCCUUUGCAUGCAAGUUGAACAUUGUUAUCCUUAUAGUUACUGCCUUUGUGUCUUUCAA
Zingiber officinale is the source of this 2396-nucleotide messenger RNA. RefSeq names its product long chain acyl-CoA synthetase 4-like. Gene Ontology annotation, cellular component: membrane; endoplasmic reticulum. The record is from RefSeq and is a predicted model, not a curated record. Gene Ontology annotation, molecular function: long-chain fatty acid-CoA ligase activity. Bases 158 to 2095 code for a protein of 645 amino acids. NCBI's taxonomy places the organism in Eukaryota, Viridiplantae, Streptophyta, Magnoliopsida, Zingiberales, Zingiberaceae. The transcript is spliced from 16 exons.